AUUUUUUGUGGCAAAUUCUAUUUUGGAUUGAUCUUUAGAUCAUUCGUUUUAGACGUUUCUAACGUUCGGGAGGAGAUUGUGAAACGAACGAAAAUUUGUAUAACAUCAACCUAUACAAAGUAAUUGAACCAAAAUGUUAAGACUUCCCGUGAUAAGAUUAUCUACGGGAUUACAGAAUGGUAGAGUUUCUACUGCAGGAUUACAUACAUCACUUAAGCUGCAACAGGAAUUAAUAGAAGUAUUCAUAGAUGACAAACCAGUUCAGGUCCCACCAGGAACAACUGUUUUACAAGCAGCUGCAAAAGUGGGAGUGGAAAUUCCUAGAUUUUGUUAUCAUGAACGUUUAGCUGUAGCAGGAAAUUGUAGAAUGUGUCUUGUGGAAAUUGAAAAGCAAGUUAAGCCUGUUGCAGCUUGUGCGAUGCCAGUAAUGAAAGGAUGGAGAGUGAAAACUAAUUCUGAUUUAACUCGUAAAGCUCGAGAAGGUGUAAUGGAAUUUUUAUUGGUAAAUCACCCUUUAGAUUGUCCUAUUUGUGAUCAAGGUGGAGAAUGUGAUUUGCAAGAUCAGAGUAUGGCAUUUGGUAGUGAUCGAAGCAGAUUUGUUGACAUUAAUUAUAGUGGUAAAAGAGCAGUAGAAGACAAGGAUAUUGGUCCUCUAAUAAAAACUAUUAUGACCCGUUGUAUACAUUGUACAAGAUGUAUUCGUUUUGCAUCUGAAGUGGCUGGUAUUGAUGACUUAGGGACUACAGGUCGUGGAAAUGAUAUGCAAGUAGGAACAUAUGUAGAAAAGAUGUUUCUGUCUGAGCUAUCUGGUAACAUUAUAGAUUUGUGUCCUGUUGGAGCAUUAACAAGUAAGCCAUAUGCUUUCGUUGCCCGUCCAUGGGAGACACGUCGUACAGAUAGUAUCGACGUCCUUGAUGCUGUUGGUAGUAAUAUAGUAAUAUCACAUAGAACGGGUGAAGUUUUGAGAAUCUUACCAAGAGUGAAUGAGGAAAUAAAUGAAGAGUGGUUAUCAGAUAAAUCACGUUUCUCUUAUGAUGGACUAAAGCGUCAGAGGCUUAUUACUCCUAUGAUGAAAAUUAAUGAAAAAUUAGAAGCUGUUGAAUGGGAAGAUGCUCUUGCAACAACUGCUAAAGCUAUCCAGAAUAUAAUUCCAAACAAAUGUGCUGCAAUUGUUGGAAAACUAGUUGAUGCUGAAGCUCUUGUGGCUCUGAAAGAUUUAGUGAAUAGGCUGGGUGGUGAAACUCUUGCAACAGAACAAAGUUUUCCAAAACACGGUGCAGGUAUUGAUAUAAGGAGUAAUUAUCUACUAAACAACACAAUUGCUAGGAUAGAAGAGGCUGACAUGGUAUUAUUAGUUGGUACUAAUCCAAGGUAUGAAGCACCAUUGGUGAAUACGCGUUUAAGGAAAGGAUAUAUUCACAGUGAACAGAUUAUUGCUCUAAUUGGUCCAAAUAUAGACUUAACUUAUGAUUAUGAGCAUUUAGGUCAAUCUCCAGAUAUUAUAACACAAUUAAGAAAUGGUACUCAUUCAUUUUCGAACACUUUGAAGUCUGCUAAAAAGCCUUUAAUUAUUUUGGGCAUUGAGCAAUUAACUAGGAAAGAUGGAGCAAAAGUUUUAGCUGAAACGCAAUUAUUGGCUCAAGUCCUGGGAGAAAACACAAAAACUUCUGAAGAGUGGAAGAUAUUAAACAUUCUUCAUACAAAUGCAUCUCAAGUGGCAGCUUUGGAUGUGGGUUACAUGUCAUCUGUUGAAGAAGUUAAAGAGCAACAACCAAAAGUUCUCUUCUUAUUAGGAGCUGAUGAUACAAAUAUUAGAAAAGAAGAUUUUCCCGAUACUUUUGUUGUAUAUAUAGGUAGCCACGGUGACGAAGGAGCUUCAAUCGCAGAUGUUAUACUUCCUGGAGCUGCAUAUACUGAAAAAGUUGCAACAUUUGUAAAUAUGGAAGGUCGUGCUCAACAAACUUGCGCUGCAAUUACACCACCGGGUAUGGCGCGACCAGAUUGGAAAAUUAUUCGAGCACUUUCCGAAAUUUGCGGAGUUUGUUUGCCAUAUGACAAUUUGUCCGAAAUAAGGUCUAGAUUAGAAGAAAUUGCACCACAUUUAGUUAGGUAUGGCAUUGUGGAAUCAUCUAAUUAUUUUCCCCAGGCAUUGGAGUUAUCAAAGGAGAUGGUAGGCUCUUUGUCUUCAAAUCCACUUGAAGUAAAGCAAAAAACGUUGGAUCACUUUUUCAUGACAGACGUGAUAUCUCGUGCUUCACAAACAAUGGCAAAAUGUAUACAAGCAGUUAUUAAACAGCGGGAAAGUACUUUAUAAACAUUUAAAUUAUAAAUAUAAAUAGUAAAUUGUAUUACAGUAGUUAUGUAAUAAUAUAUAAGAAUACAUUGAAAGUAUGGUACUUUUAUUAAAGAUAUAUCAAUACUAUUUAAUUUAACAGAAUAUACAAAUUUAAUAAAA
This is a messenger RNA of Eufriesea mexicana, 2455 nucleotides long. It is a transcript of the gene ND-75, whose product is annotated as NADH dehydrogenase (ubiquinone) 75 kDa subunit. Bases 134 to 2314 code for a protein of 726 amino acids. The record is from RefSeq and is a predicted model, not a curated record. Gene Ontology annotation, molecular function: iron-sulfur cluster binding; NADH dehydrogenase (ubiquinone) activity. The transcript has 12 exons. Gene Ontology annotation, cellular component: membrane. NCBI's taxonomy places the organism in Eukaryota, Metazoa, Arthropoda, Insecta, Hymenoptera, Apidae. Gene Ontology annotation, biological process: ATP synthesis coupled electron transport.